AUGCACAUCAAGCUGAGUCGAUUUCGUGAAUUUAUUGAAGAAAUUUUUGACAGCUCCUCAAUUCAUGGCUUUCCAUAUGUUAUUCGAAGAGACUUUCAUGUUCUGGAGAAAUAUGAAGACAAUCCAACAGUUUUAUCGGUUGAUAUUGUAUCUUAUGGAGAAUUUGAUCGACCUUCGUUUACUAUUUGCACAAGUAACUACAAUACAACGGCAGUAAUGGGGAGCAUUGUUAAAAAGUUUUUUGGUGUUGAACCAGGAGAUGAGAGAUACAACGAGUCAGUAAAAUUUGUUGAGCAGAUAAAAGCAACCAUGUACAACACACUGAACCUUUUACAACCAUUUAAUGAUAUGCCUGGCGUGAAUGAUCUGAAUCUUAUGGAUAUGGCAUAUGAUUUAUUUAAAGAUUAUCCCACGGCUGGGAUUCAAUUCGCAAAAGUAAUGACAGAGAGAGGCAUGUGUCAAAGCUCAACAACACAUUUCAAGUGGCAACUUCCAAUAAAAAGUACGUCACCAUUUGAACGAGUAAAUGGAACUAUAGAUAGAGGUGAUAAAUGUACAUCGCUUGAAGUUUGUAGAAUAUCGGUUACUCCCAAUAAUUUAGAUGUAGAGGCUGUAAACAGAAUUUACAUCAAUAGUUAUGAUGAAGUCAUGUGUGGCGAUGACUUGGAUUAUGUAGAAUUAGCCGGCUCAUCAAUUCAAGAAAGGCAUGUUAAGAUUGACGACAUAAUUGCUGAUCCGAAUAUAAGACACUUCAAACCAAAAAGUAGAAAGUGCAAAUUCAUGGAUGAACAUCAGCAAGAUGGAUAUUAUGAUCUUUACACACCAAAUUUCUGUAAAAUGAGUUGCCGAAUUAGAAGAGCUUUACGUUAUUGCAAAUGCGUACCGUACUUUUAUCCUGUGAGAGGUGUUAAAUUCUGUAAUAUGACUGGAUUGAUAUGUUUAAGCAAAACAGAAUGGUACGAUGCAAGUAAAUGUGAAUGCAUGAAGCUAUGCGAAACAACCAUUUUGACGAAAUUAUCAUCCAAGGAUCAAAACCUUCAAUUUGACCGUAUGCUGACAAUCGAUUUGAUUUUCCCAAAGACACGAAUAAAGCGGAGUGUAUUGUUUGACUUUGAUGACUUGCUAGUUGGAUUAGGUGGGAGUUUAGCAUUAUUUCUAGGACUAAGCUUCCUAUGUAGCAUAGAGUUAGUAUAUCAUAUCAUUGAAUAUUGCCUAGAAAUGAUAAUUAAUUGCGUAAAGCCAUGAGUCAAAAGAUCGAAUUGCGGCACCAGAAAAAUUGCCAACAUGCUCUAACGUAUUAAAAUACCCACAUCAUCUAUGGAUCCAAUUUAAUUUAUUAAACUUCAUGUUUGGCUCAUAAUUAUUUAUUAAAAAUAAUCGUAUGCUAUAUAAUAGCAAGCUACACUUGCUGACGUUGGUGAUUUUUCAUUGUUAUAUGUUUGUAACAUCGUCAUCAACAUGAUGUCCCCCAUCUAUUUUUCUCAUCUUUAAUGUUACGAAUUCAACACGCUUCUCCCAAAAAAUAAAUCGUUACUGCUCAUCACCACCAUAUCACCCAAUGGUUCAACACAGGAAUGAAAUCAAUGCUUGCUACGAAACUUUAUGUGUAAUUUUACGAUAAGCAUAUGGGAACCAAAUUUAAAUUAUUAUCAUGCUAAUUUUAUAUAUUAAUCAUAAUUGAGUGAUACAGUAAAGAUUUAUGACAUGUGUAGAUAUUUAUGUUGUAGAAUGCAUUUUAAUAAAGGAGAAAUAUUUUUCUUUUUA
Molecule: messenger RNA, 1764 nt
Organism: Chironomus riparius
Lineage: Eukaryota; Metazoa; Arthropoda; Insecta; Diptera; Chironomidae
Source: the annotation of a GenBank genome assembly